UUUGCAUUCUACUACCUUAGAUGUAAUAUUAAUUGAAAAAGACGAGACUGCAAAUAACUUAAGUCAGUUAAUCAGAAACUGUUUAACUGAUUGGGAAAUAUUUGACAAAGUGAAUCAUAUUGUAACUGAUAAUGCAGCAAACAUGAAGCUAACUGUUGAGUUGCUCAAUAAAAAACAUUUUCCAUGUUUUGCACAUAGUCUCAAUCUCGUUUUGAAAAAUGCUAUUACAAAAUGUAAUAACAAAGAGGUUCUUUCAAUUAUUACAAAAUGUAAAAACUUAGUCACAUUUUUUCAUCACAGUUCUAAGGCUAGUAGAAUGUUAAAAGAAGCAAACAAAAAAUUAGCUGAGGAAGGAGAAACUGUUCCUUGUAAAUUAAUACAAUAUAUUGACACAAGAUGGAAUACAUUAUAUCAUAUGAUCAAUAGUAUCAUUGAUAAUCAUAAUGGUAUUAAAUUGAUUCAACUAAAUGACGAGUACUCAGAACUUCCAAUUUUAACAAAAGAAGAAAUACAAUUAACCAAGCAAAUAAAUAUGAUAUUAGAACCUUUUGAGCAAGCAACUAAAGAUAUUUCUGGUGAAGAUUAUGUUUCUAUUUCACUCGUAAUUCCUUGUAUAAAAGGCAUAAUAUUAAAACUGGAAGCUAUUCAUAAAACAUUAAGUUAUCCAGCAGCACUUUCAUUUUAUGAAAAAAUUCGACAAUUUAUUGACGAAAAAUUAAUACAUUAUGAACAAAGAACGAUUGGCAAAGUAGCUACGUUGAUUGACCCAAGAUUUAAAAAAAUAGGAUUUCGUUCACAAGCAAAUUACGAAGAAGCAGUUAACAUGUUACAAAAUCUUCUUGCUGCUCAAUUUAAAAGUUCGGAUCAAAUUGAAAAAAAUGUUAACCUAACUCACUUUAUUAAUAACAAGACAAACAAUUGUAGUGUUGCCAAGCCUACUGGAAUCUUCAGUUUUAUGGAACAUUCGUCGCAAUCUUCUGUAGCUAAUAUUGAUAAUAUUGUUUUAACAAGAAAUUAUCUAACAUGUGCAAAUAUUAAUUUGUCCGAAGAUCCUCUACAUUAUUUAAAAAAUAGGCAUCCAGAAAUUUUUCAAAUAGCCUUAAAAUAUUUAUGUACUCCAGGCAGUUCUGUACCUGUAGAACGGUUAUUCUCUACUACUGAAUAUAUUAUUUCUGAAAGAAGAAACCGAUUAUCUCCGAAAAAUAUAGAAAUUUUUGUAGUGAAUUGGCAAUGGAUAUUCUAG
This is a messenger RNA of Nylanderia fulva, 1243 nucleotides long. The record is from RefSeq and is a predicted model, not a curated record. NCBI's taxonomy places the organism in Eukaryota, Metazoa, Arthropoda, Insecta, Hymenoptera, Formicidae.